AUGGCUACUCGCUCCACUUCCAAUCAGUCGUUGCCUGACAUGCCUUCUUCGCUACCUCAGUUCCUUCGUCAGGACCGCUCAGCCCUCGUCAACAAGUUCCACUACAUCGAAAACCUACAGCGUGACCGCCUGACCGAACAGUUCGAGAACCCAGAGAAAGAGUCGGAAUGGACACGCUUGACUGGCGACCAUAUCGCCUCUCGCAAUCGCUACAUCAACGUUGAGCCCUUUGCGAACAACCGCGUCAAGUUGAACGUCCGAGAAGGCUUCAACGACUACAUCAACGCUUCUCCCAUCAUACUGGGCCCGCGCCGCUACAUUGCAACCCAAGGUCCCAAGAACACUUCGACUUCGCAGUUCUACCGCAUGCUUGCCCAGGAGGCGACUGACAAGAAUCCUUCCGUUGUCGUCAUGCUCACCCAAACCCACGAGGCUGGUCGCGAAAAGUGCUUCAAGUACUUCCCUGACGGUCAAGACACGCCUCUCGAACUUCAUCCAGAUCCUGACCUCAACGAUGGUUUCGAGGGCAGAGUCGAACUUCUGGCGGCUGAAGAGGACCCCGCAUGCCGCUGCACCACCCGCCACUUGCGCCUGCGCUACAAGACACCAACUGAAGAAGGCCAAGAUGAUCAAUGGCACGAGAAGGAAGUAUAUCACUUGCUCUUUGCCGGCUGGCCAGAUUUCUCGGUCCCGGAGGGCGAAAACCGCAAAGCCAUGCUUAACCUCAUCGAAAAGUCCGCAACCUUCAACCUCCCGCCUGGUGUCCCAAGAGGCACCUUCCCUCUCGACACUGCACAAAAGCCAUCUUCACAAUACACGCCUAGUCCACGCAUCAUCCACUGCUCUGCUGGUGUUGGUAGAUCAGGCACUUUCAUUGCUCUGGACUUCUUGCUCGCUCACCUGGAACAUGGCAAUCUCGACUCGGUUCCUGAUGACAUUGACCCCAUUCUGGACACCGUCAAUGCCAUGAGGACGCAGCGUAUGAUGAUGGUUCAGAGUGAAGCUCAGUUCCUCUUCCUGUACGAUGUCAUGCGCGUCGCUUGGUUGGAGCAUCACGAUACUACCGGCACAGUGCCUUGA
Molecule: messenger RNA, 1080 nt
Organism: Aureobasidium vineae
Lineage: Eukaryota; Fungi; Ascomycota; Dothideomycetes; Dothideales; Saccotheciaceae
Source: the annotation of a GenBank genome assembly